CACACAAUGUCGACAAAGGCCAAGAGCAAGAAGGGCACCAAGGCCGCGCCGGCGGCCGCAGCAGCAGCAGCGGACAUCGACGACAUCUUUGCGUCUGGCCCGUCGAAGGGCAAGCCUGCGGUGGUGGAGGCGAAGAAGAGCAAGAGCAAGAAGCGCAAGUCGGGAGCGGGGGACGCCGAGCCAGAGAAGAGCGACGCGGGCGAGAAGUCGAGCAAGAAAAAGAAGAAGGCCGAGGGCGGCGAGCCCGAGCCCAAGAAGAAAACGGACAAGGCCGACCCCGCCCCCACUCAGUCGGCCCGCACAGUCGUCGAGGUCGUCGACCCCUCCGUCGCUGUCGCGGCCGCCGUGUCAAAGGCCAAGGCCGCCUCCGCCGCGCCGAGCAGCAGCAGCAAGAAACGCGACUUCAAGGCCGUGGAGGAGGACCGCGCGUUCCGCGACUCGCGGGGCGACUCGAACCGCCGCAGGACAGAAGAAGGAUACCUCAUCUUCAAGGAGGCCGAGCUCGCCAUCGACCCCGAGGCGGGCGGCACGCCCCUCUGCCCCUUCGACUGUGAUUGCUGCUUCUAGUUGUUGUACAAUUGCCAUUAUCACUAUAACUUCUACGGGGUCCGUCUGAGCUGGGCUGCUGCAUACAUUCGGGGCUAGCGUCGCGGGGUUGCCGCUUCCAGAGCUUAGGUGACCGUGUCUGAGAAGUAGUCGUCGACCAGUGGCAGGUAUCCCGAGAUAAGAUCGCCCGCCAAGCUGAUGAGCGGGAUCUUUUCCAAGAAGUUGACCACAGAGACAAUCUUUGGGCGCGUCCAUCCGAUCCACAUGGGGCCCUGGAGGAAGAAUCUCGAGGCCAUGCGGCGGUCCAGCUGGGCAUAGUGCUCGGCCAGUAGGGUCGACUCGCCGGCUGGCGCGCGGAGGCGGCGCGCCAGGAGCUGGAGCAGGAUGGGGAUGAGGAACGGUGGGAUGGCGCGCGACAGCGUAGGGAGGGAUGCUGGGCGGUAACGGGACGCGGAGGGCGAACGCAUCGUGUGCACGAGGAGUAGAACCUGAACAAGAACAGCAGUCGACGAGAGCACCUCGGCGGCGAUAUCGCCGGGUGUCGAG
This is a messenger RNA of Vanrija pseudolonga, 1092 nucleotides long. RefSeq lists its product with no specific name. Bases 7 to 567 code for a protein of 186 amino acids. The record is from RefSeq and is a predicted model, not a curated record. The transcript has 5 exons. NCBI's taxonomy places the organism in Eukaryota, Fungi, Basidiomycota, Tremellomycetes, Trichosporonales, Trichosporonaceae.